Molecule: messenger RNA, 1519 nt
Organism: Frankliniella occidentalis (western flower thrips)
Lineage: Eukaryota; Metazoa; Arthropoda; Insecta; Thysanoptera; Thripidae
Product: WD repeat-containing protein 54-like
Exons: 5
Coding region: 268-1398 (376 amino acids)
Molecular function (GO): protein binding
Source: RefSeq, a predicted model, not a curated record
UGUGUUUGUUUGUCUGACAACCUUUUAGUGAAUUUGAUUAUUAAUAAGGGACACGUGAUGACUAUUGUUUUAUGUGUAACUUGUUUGAGAAAUCCAAUUUUAUUUGGGAUGCGAGUUUUGGGGAAAUGAGGUUGCUUUUUUUACCCUAAUGUCUUAUUCUCUAAGAGGAAAGUUUAUAGUGUGGGUUGGCAAUGACUUGUUUAUUUCGGCAAAUUCCUUUAGCAGAAAAUCGAACUCUUCGGGGGAAGACAACUGCAUAUUCCCACAAUGUACCGACAAGAAAAACCACUGAUUCUGAUGAGUACAGCUUCUGCUAUUCCAAACAAUCUAGCAGUAGACCAGAUGGGUCAUAGAAGAUUUGCUGAUCAGGUUGCUGUAAUCCAUCCAGGAUACAUUAGCAUUAUUCCUAUUGACUGUGAGGAACAGAAGACUAAAUAUGUUGCUGUAAGAAGCUCUGCUGGUGAAGCAGCCCUUGCCCAAGUUUCACAGGUGAUGUGGUGUAAACUUGGAAAUGAGGUCUGGUUUAUUAUUGCCUCUACAUUGGGGAUACAAGUAUUUGACAGCAGUGCUGAGAAAUGUUUCUUUUCUCAUCCAUGUAGAGAUGGUUUAGAUUCAGCUGAGGUGUCUAGUCCUCAACUAGCUACGAUAGGAUCCAACCUUUUGUGUGUUGGUAUGUUUGUCUUUAAUUCUGCAUUGACACAUAUUUAUUCAAUUUAUGGGUAUGUUAGCUUGUUUAACUACCAUCAUAGGUUUUUUGCUUGGAUCUGUUUUGACCUAGCAGGCUGCUUCUGUCUACUUUUUCAAUUUCCAGGAAACAAUGUUGGCUCCCUUUACAUAUUUCAUUUGUUUGAUCAACAAUCAGAAGCUGUACUAGUUCAAAAUCAAAGAGGUCAUAAGUAUGGUAUUUCAGCUAUUGCUGGACCUAGUGAUCAGGUGACUGAUGAUGUAAUAGCUUCGGGUGACCAAGAUGGUAAUGUGGUUGUUUGGGCUGUGAACAGAGAUCAUCUUCACAAAGAUGCAACAUUUUCUUCUUAUGGGUUUGCUUGCACGAGCAUUCACAUCUGGCACAAGUUAAUAGUUGUGGCAUAUGGCUCAGGGCACAUCAGGCUCUUUAGUAUCCAUCCAACUGCAGCAAUGUUAGUAGAAGUGGCAGCUCAUGCUCGCUGGAUUACUGCCCUGGAUCUUGCGCCAGACUCAGGUCGAUUGCUAUCAGUUGGAGAGGACUCCCUUGUACGAGUUUGGCAGAUCAGAGAGGAACAGCCAAUGAUAGAACACCGGUUUCACUCCUCUAUUAAAGACUCAAUGUUAGUUGGAGGACGUUUCCUCACUUCAAACGGAUCUGCUUUUUGUGUUUCAUCAUAUGACAGUUGUGAAGUGCACUGCUUUCAUAUAAGUUAGACUUCCAUAACAAUCUAAAAGACCCCCUCCCCCUCCUCCCAAUUUUUGAAUCUGCUUUUGCAUGAGUAUUACAAGUGUAUCAGCUAAAAAAAAUAAAAAGCCAAAAAUUUAUAGACAAUAA